Messenger RNA from Neltuma alba, 768 nucleotides. RefSeq names its product 40S ribosomal protein S24-1. Gene Ontology annotation, molecular function: structural constituent of ribosome. Bases 95 to 499 code for a protein of 134 amino acids. The transcript is spliced from 5 exons. The record is from RefSeq and is a predicted model, not a curated record. Gene Ontology annotation, biological process: translation. NCBI's taxonomy places the organism in Eukaryota, Viridiplantae, Streptophyta, Magnoliopsida, Fabales, Fabaceae. Gene Ontology annotation, cellular component: ribosome.
UACCGGCGCCUUGCUAGCGAGCAGCAACCGUCCUCCGCUCGACCGUCCUGCCGUGGGACUCUUCUCCUCUGCGUUUCAAAGCUCAGGAAGCACGAUGGCUGAUAAGGCGGUUACUGUGAGAACCCGAAAGUUCAUGACCAACCGUCUGUUAUCAAGAAAACAAUUUGUCAUUGAUGUACUUCAUCCUGGAAGGCCAAACGUAUCCAAGGCGGAGCUUAAGGAGAAGCUAGCAAGGAUGUAUGAUGUCAAAGACCCCAAUGCAAUUUUUGUCUUCAAGUUUAGAACUCACUUUGGAGGCGGGAAAUCAACUGGAUUUGGUUUAAUUUAUGAUUCUGUUGAAAAUGCAAAGAAGUAUGAGCCCAAGUAUAGGCUUAUCAGGAAUGGACUCGCUACCAAGGUCGAGAAGUCUAGGAAGCAGCUUAAAGAGCGCAAGAAUCGUGCUAAGAAAGUCCGUGGAGUAAAGAAGACUAAGGCAUCUGAAGCUGCUAAGAAGAAGUGAGGUUUUAAAAAUGCUUCUAUGGUUUUUAAUGUCAAGUCCUCAGUAGAAUCGGUGUUCCUCAGUAGUAAUCAUUUUGGAUAUUUUAGCACUAUUGUUCUUUGCUUGCCAUUUUAGAUUUUGAGCUCCGGCAGUGAACUUUUUCGAGCAAUUAUACAAAACUUGCUCUCAAUUUUCAACUCUCUCUUUUCCCGUACCUAGGAGUGACUAUGUUGCUUUACAUGAAUAUAGACGAGUGAAUGAUAAUUUAUGCUAGUUUUUCAUGUCAUAAA